CGCUUACUGAUCGAGUAUCGAACUUCAUCUCAAUCUCACACAGCUUCCUUACUUUCGCUUCGAAAAUCGAAACUCCAUCCCUAACCAGCUUAGCCAUGAAAAGAGACAGACAAUUCGAAGAUGAGCAGACCCUGGACUUGGUUAGUUGCUUGAUGCAGUUGUCCAAAGCCGGCCAAAAUGAUUCGUUUCCCGUCAAAAAACAGAAGACGUCAGAUCGUGCCUUUGUUUGCAAGACCUGUAAUCGCGAGUUCUCCUCGUUCCAAGCCCUCGGAGGUCACAGGGCGAGCCACAACAAGCCGAAACUAAUGGCCGGCGGAGCUACGGACCUUUUACAGCUUUCUCAGUCUACGGCUAGCUCGCCGGCGAAACCCAAGACGCAUGAGUGCCCGAUCUGCGGGCUUGAAUUCGCACUUGGGCAAGCGCUUGGAGGACACAUGAGAAGACAUAGGGACCUUAUGAGUUCUGCUGCUGCAGAUCGAGUUCGGGCAGCAGCCGUGCCGGUGUUGAAGAAAUCGAAUAGUAGCAAAAGGGUGUCGUGUUUGAAUCUGGAUUUGAAUUUGGCACCGCCGGGAGAUCAACGUCAUUACGAUUUGACAAAGUUGCAGUUGAUUGUUUGAAACCGAUCGAAUAGUAUAGUGUUGCACAUAUUGUAUACCUAAUUCGAUUAGGUUAGAUGUGAAUUUCUAUAGUCGGAAUUUUUUUAUUCGGUGUUCGUAUAGAAACAGUGGAGACGAUUUAUAUCAGUUUUCUCCAAUAUUUUUUGGUUAGCUGAUUGUUCUCAGCUAGUUUAAUUUCUUUUGACAUUGGUUUGGUACAUUCUUUAAUUUGUUCUCAAUUUAGACAACGAUAUAUUGUUCUCAAUAUUAUUUGGUACUCAA
This is a messenger RNA of Fragaria vesca subsp. vesca, 878 nucleotides long. RefSeq names its product zinc finger protein ZAT12-like. The transcript has a single exon. The record is from RefSeq and is a predicted model, not a curated record. NCBI's taxonomy places the organism in Eukaryota, Viridiplantae, Streptophyta, Magnoliopsida, Rosales, Rosaceae. Gene Ontology annotation, biological process: response to stress; response to chitin. The coding region runs from base 96 to 617 and encodes 173 amino acids.